UUCUAGAAAUCUCCUCUGUUCCUAUGUAACGUGAAUUACACCUGGUAAUUCGUCAACCUGGUACUUGGUUCACUUCUGCCUAUUUCAUCUGAGGAUCUUCAACGCCAAGUCAAGUUUCGGUGAUUCACGUGACCUGAUUGAUCUGAGCAGGGCUCCGAAUCUGUUUCAACGAUCAGUGUUUCAGGAUCACCGCACUGGUCGCAUCAGGCCAUAUGGCAACGUCUCCGAAAUACAUCGAGAUAUUCAUCGCCAAUAUGCCUUUCAUCAUCUGUGAUUAAUAGCUGUCUCUAUCCCGUUGUCACACCGUUCGCGCUCAUCGAAGAGCGUUGGGGCCUGACCAUCACAGCCCGUCAUGGCCAAACCACCAAAACAGCCCAAGGCGCCACCACCAGCCGAGCAGCUACUGACCCAAGAGAACUUCGAGUGGGAACUGAAAGCGUUAGCUGAAAAAGCAAAGGAAGAGACUUGGGGAAGAUGGGCGAAAGAGCAGGGUUGGGUCCUGGUUCGAUCCGGGACGCUGCUCACGCUGGCCGCCGUGUACUCGAACGUCUCUCAACUCACAUUAUCGCCCGUUUACGGCUCCAUACCAUCAUCGAUAUGGCAUUCAAGAGCAGUCAUGACCGCGUGUUUCAUUGGAUGGUCAUCGAAUCUCUUUAUUCGGAGGAGACUACCUCUCAAGCCGCAGCAGCUUCUGCCCCUCAUUGCGGCCUACAUCCCCGUGAUGCAGUUCUUCCUGUUCAAGAUCAGUGGCACUAUGGGAGCGCUGUUUGGACCUCUUGUCAUUGAAAUGUUCACUUUCUUGCCGUUGCUGUUACUCUCAGUCUCAAGUACAGCCACCAUUCUGGACGACUUGGAGAUGAGCAUUGGCAGAUUUCAAUGGCUGUCAGAUGCAAUGCCGGGACUCAGCGCGUAUGCGUUUUUCAAGGGAAUGGAGUAUUACUCCCGCAAUGUCCUCCAGCAGACAAUUGGAUCCAGCUUUUUACACACUCGACUGGGCUGUCAGAUAUGGCUUGCUCAUCUUUACGCCAUCUUUGCUCCCUCAAAACUACUUUAUUACACCAUUCCAGCCAUUCUGCAUACAGCAUUCUUCAAUGUUCACGUGCCGUAUUCUUACACGACUUCUUUACUGAACUCGACGAUGGCCAGAGAGGGGUGGACUCUUCUUGCCCGUCGAGAAUCUCUGACGGGUUAUAUGUCAAUCCUUGAGAGCCGCGAGCAGGGAUUCAGGGUUAUGAGAUGUGAUCACAGUCUUCUGGGUGGUGAGUGGUUGGUGAAGUCGGACAGGAACCUUCUGGCAGAGCCUAUUUAUGGGGUAUUUGUGAUGUUGGAAGCAGUGAGGCUUGUGGAAGUGAAGAAGUCUGUCCCUGAUUCAGAGGCAAAGGCCUUGGUGAUAGGAUUGGGGAUUGGGACGACCCCUGCAGCAUUAAUGGCUCAUGGAAUCGAGACUACCAUUGUCGAAAUCGAUCCCAUUGUCCAUGAGUAUGCAACCAAAUACUUCGGACUCCCCACAAACCACAAAGCAGUGAUCGAAGACGCUGUCUCCUACGCGGCCUCUAUCGCCCAAACAGAAGAAAAGUAUGAUUAUAUUGUGAACGAUGUAUUCACGGGCGGUGCAGAGCCGGCCGACUUAUUCACAUCGGAAUUCCUCUCAGAUCUAAACACCAUCUUGAAACCAGGUGGAGUAAUCGCAAUCAACUACGCUGGUGACCUCCUCCUGCCAUCAGCACGCAUCAUCGUGCAAACCAUCAAAACCGUCUUCCCAACCUGCCGCAUCUUCCGGGAAUCCGCCGCCCCCUCCACAGAGCAGAUCUUCCAAGACGGGCGCGAUUUCACUAAUAUGGUUAUCUUCUGUACUAAUGCUGCCGAUGAUGUUAUAUUCAGAAAGCCGACUGAGAAAGAUAUGUUAGGCAGUGGUGCCAGGAAAAUGUUUUUGUUGCCGACACAUGAGGUUGAUCAGAGUGUUUUUGCACUGGAGGAGAGCGAUGGGGGAAUCUUGAGCAGUAAUGAUACGGAGAGGUUUAGGGGGUGGCAGGAGAAGUCUGCCAUGGGGCAUUGGGCUGUGAUGAGGACGGUUCUCCCGGAGAAGGUCUGGGAGAACUGGUGAGCAGUUUUUGAACGGGCAGACAGAAUCGGAUGGCUAGAAUAGACGAUCUAGGAACGAGGUCCAGUGUACAGUACCUGUCAGCACUCCAUUUUGAGUUUCGUGGGUGUGCCGUGUACCAGGUCCAUCUCAUGUUAUACAGCGCAAGCGCGUCU
Molecule: messenger RNA, 2256 nt
Organism: Hyaloscypha bicolor E
Lineage: Eukaryota; Fungi; Ascomycota; Leotiomycetes; Helotiales; Hyaloscyphaceae
Product: spermine/spermidine synthase
Exons: 3
Coding region: 353-2104 (583 amino acids)
Biological process (GO): spermidine biosynthetic process
Cellular component (GO): cytosol
Molecular function (GO): spermidine synthase activity
Source: RefSeq, a predicted model, not a curated record